Molecule: messenger RNA, 6834 nt
Organism: Anolis carolinensis (green anole)
Lineage: Eukaryota; Metazoa; Chordata; Lepidosauria; Squamata; Anolidae
Gene: plekhg4b
Product: pleckstrin homology and RhoGEF domain containing G4B
Exons: 23
Coding region: 276-5591 (1771 amino acids)
Molecular function (GO): guanyl-nucleotide exchange factor activity
Source: RefSeq, a predicted model, not a curated record
GCAAUAGGAGACCAGUCCAGGCUGUUUGGAAUUGGACUCUUCAGUCUGUUCUCACGGUCUGUUAAGUGUGCAACUGGCAGGGCAGAAAACUUCCUGAGAACAUUUAGGGAGGACAUGAAAUUCACACGCAAAAAGGGGUGAAGGGAAACUGGCAGACACGCCAAGUGAAAUUAUUAGGAGAACAUGGGCUUGUGUUACAGUCUGCAUUGUCUUGACACAGUUGAUUUUAUGGACUUGUAUUUUUGAACUGAAAUCUGAACAGAGGAGGUGUCAUUAUGAAUCAACAAGCUGCCGCUCCUAAGACAAAAGGUGAUAAUUAUCUGAGCAUAAAGGAUUCUAAAUCGCUUGAUAACUAUAUCCAGAAUACACUUUCCUCUCUGUAUCCACCUUUUGAGGCCACAGCUGCUACUGUUCUGUGGCAGCUUUUCAGCAUUGUUGAAAAAUUCUAUCAUGGAGAUGGUCUCAGAUGUCUAAUUGAUUUCCUGGUUCCUGCCAAGAGAAUCUUACAGUGUAUCCAACGGGAAACAUGUGGUGGUUAUGCUGGCCUUAUUUUCUGCCAUGAAGGAUGGCCAUUGUGUAUCCAUGAGAAAGUCAUAGUGCAGUUGGCAUCUCUUCGUAAAGUUCGUUUAAAACCAGGAGAUUUUUACUUCCAGAUUGUGCCAGUGGGAAACCAGUCUGCCAACUUGGUAUUAAAAUGCCUCUCGAGACAUGGACCAGGAAUAGAAGAACUUUGUGUACCUGAAACCAUGUAUGGCUAUAUUUUCACAACAGAAUUUUUGGAAAAUUUAAAUUGUCAGUGGAAUGGAAAUCCUUUGGAAAGCUGCUUGCUAACAACGGGCCCAGCUGUAUAUAGGACUCCUUGGAAAAAUAUUGUGAAUCCUACUUUUGUUCCUACUGCUGAAAGUUGUUCAAUUAAUUCUCAGCUUGGAGUGUUAAGCAGCAACCUUGAAGCUAAAAUUAUGACACAGACCAUGGAAAACAACAACUCACAUGAGAUUUAUCCUUCUAACAAUGCCUGUUCUACUGCGAUAGAGAUAUCUUUUGCAGACUGCCAUGGAACUGAAGGAAAUGAAGAUUCUGGCCUUUGCUGUGGACCUGGAAACCAGGCUGGAAAACAAAGUUUAGAACUCCCAACUGAAAAUGUAAGAGAAGAUGACAUUAAUUCAAUAGCACAUCCUGAAGAAUGCCAACAUUAUAAUUCAGUGGCAGAGCAUGUGACUGAGGAACCAAGCAAAGGAUUUGACUUAACGUCAGAUUUUUUAAAAGAAAAUGCAUCAAACCCUCCACUAGCAAGAAGCAGUGUCACAAAAAGCAUAGCUUUUGGUACAGAGUUGAGCAGCUCACUUCAAAGAGGGCGAGAUUCUUUGUAUUUUGAGACAAAGCGGUUGUUUAGAAAAUCAUAUAUAGAAGCUUUGCAAAAUCCAAUGAACCUAGGUUCCAGCUCUGAGGAAUCUAUUACAGAAGAAGAACCUUCUAAACAUGUUAGGGACAUAAAAGAGAUAGAUGAUGACUCCAGGAUUCUGCCACCCAGGAUGGCUGGAAAAAUAUGUGAAUACAGUGUUCAGCAUGAAAGCUCUUGCUCUACAAAAUUAUCAAAAUGUAUGGAGGCAAGAGAAGUUAUUGGAUUUGGUAAGCAUUCCCAUGAUUCUGGAUCACUUUCUGUAUACCAUCAAAAUUCUCCAGAUGAAGGUUUUCGACCAGGUUCAAGAAGAUCGCAGUCUUUGGAUAGAACACAUAUGAAUUCACAAAAUAAGGAUUAUAAACUUGGUGAGUUCCCAUGUGGAGAAUUCAGUGCAAAUUUGCCCAAAAUCGUAAAUGGGCAUUCUAUAAGGCUGGAGAACUUAGAUUCCAAUAUUCACAAUUUCAUCUCUGCGAGAAGCAAAAAGCAUAAAGAUCCAGUAGACUUCAAAAUUGAUUUUUCGGAUUCCAAAUCUAAUGUAAAUGUUGCCUGCCACAAGAAUGAGUUGGUCUCUUCAGAGCUUGAGGAUCCUGACAUCUUGUUACCGAGCCAGUUGUUGGAAGUUAAUCAAGAAUUAUUGCAGUCUGGAGUAAUUUCUCUAUGUGGAAACAGGGAUCGUGGUGGAAGAGCAGUAGUACACAUCUCCCUGAAAAGUGUUGUUUGGUUACAUGAGCAUUCCAGAGUCAAUGAACUCACACAACUUCUAGCGUAUCUCUACAGUAUUCCUAGAAAGGAGAUCCGUGCUUUGGGGCUGCUUAUUUUAGUGGAUGCUCGCAAGCGUCAGAAUGUCUCCUUCCUUUUCAAAGCUUUAGCAACGUUACAGAGUGCAGUCCCUAAUUCCAUCCACAGUACUCUGAUAUUGACUGAUAAGGAGUCUGCUUUUAGGCUUGAGAAAGAUGUUCAAUUUCAGUGUGAAGUUCUCACAUCACUGAAGGCAUUGCAUAGGUUCAUUGACUGCACCCAACUGACAGCAGAGUUUGAUGGAACUUUUCCUUAUAAUCAUAAUGACUGGAUAUGUUUCCGAAAGAAACUUGAACCAUUUAUUACGAACUGCAAAGAGGCUAUUGUUUUUUUACAGCAGUCUGCAUGUUCUCUCAAUAGUUCUCUGAUACCAACUACUGCACAAGAGGUGAAGGAUUUAAUGGACAAACACCAAACAAUGAUGAAACUUGUUCUGGAAGACGAACUGUUGGUGACUGUAAGACUUGAAGGUGGAACAAUGCUUGUAAGGCUUAGGAAGGAGGAGUUCUGCAAUACGGAAGAUUAUCGAAAUGCCAUGGAGGUGAUUACAAAGCUAUAUAAUCAAGUAGAUGAGGAGGUUCAUAGGCUGGUUUUGUUGUCUAAUAAACGCUUUCAACAAUUAGAAAAUCUCUUGGCAAUGAGAAACUUUGAAGAAGGCUUUGAUGAGAUAAAAGCCUGGUUUGAAAAUGAGAAAGAAAAAUAUCAUGAGCCUUUGAAUCAAGAACAACUUUCAUGUGAAUAUGUGAAAAGGAAGCAGGAGGAAUUCCUGGUGUUCAAUGAAAAAGUUGUACAAUAUUCCCAGAAAGGAUUACAAUUAAUAAGAGAGAAUUCUUUGCUAAAAUCUGAUGAAGAAUGCCAAGCUUUUGAUAAGUAUCUAAAUAACAUCACUAUUCAAACACAGAAGAAGAAAGAUGAGCUGGAGAAAAUAACGCAGCUCUAUGAAUUUUAUGAAAAGGCUGACAAGUGGAUGGUUCGUUGCAAUGAGUACCUUAAUCAGCUUUCAGCAGAAGCAAAAUAUUCUCAAGCAACAAUUCAGUCUUUGCAAGGUUACCAUCAAGAAGCUAAAGAAAUAUCUGCUGAAAACUUUCAGAAAAUCAGUGAGGUUUUAAUUGCUCUUGGUAAGAAAGAGUUUGAAUUAAAUCAAUUGAAUACUUUAUUUCUCAACUGUCAGCAAACGAAACACCAGUUAGAAAAAGAGCUUUCAAAAGUGAUACAAGGAGGAGCCAGCCUUACUGUCCAGGAUACUGGGCAAAUGAGCAACCAUACUCUGAGCAGCAAAUCUGUUCAAUACAGCCAUUCUAGCCUUUCUUCUAGAAGUGAUGAUGACUUUUGGAAGAGAACACAACCUAGCACAUUUCAGCAUGGCAGCCUGCCAGCGAGUACAUCAUCUUUGUUAAGUUUGGAAGAGACUCAAAACACAGGUCUUUGUUUUCCAGUGAAACCUGCUGUACCACAAACACACACUCCACCGUUGGGUAGGUUUCAGAGGACUACGCACAUUUCAGAGGACCUGGACAACAUUUCAACCUGCUAUUCAGAGCCAACCCAGACAUCCAUGACUCGCCACAGAAAACAUCCACUGAAGAAGAUUAUGAAGAAAACACAAAGCUUUGAGUUAACCCGGCAUGAGAAUAAGCACUACGAACUGCAUCAUCCUGGAUACACUGGAGUUUAUAUCAGAGGACUAGAAAUUGCUAGUAAUGCUGCUGUAGAGAAGAGAAAUACACAGCGGUCAAAUAUUAAAAGCCCCUUGACUAGUAAAAAGCAUAGUUUAGUACUACCGUCAGGAAUCUACCACACAGAAGAUCAAGAAGAAAAGAAAAGAGGGGGAAGUAAUAAACUAAACCAUAUAAUGGACGAAAUGAUCACAACAGAAAGAGAGUAUGUCAGAUCCUUAGGAUAUAUCAUUGACAGCUAUUUUCCUGAAUUGGAGAGGAGUGACCUACCUCAGGAUUUACGCGGGAAGCGGAACAUCAUCUUUGGAAAUUUAGAAAAACUCUAUGACUUCCAUUGUCAAUAUUUCCUGAAAGAAUUGGAACAUUGUGUAGACUUUCCCCUGCGAGUUAGCCACUGUUUCCUCAGAUAUGAGGAACAGUUUGGGAUGUACGCAUUAUAUAGCAAAAACAAGCCCCAGUCAGACACUUUACUUAUAAGCCAUGGAAAUGCCUUCUUUAAGAAUAAGCAACAGGAAUUGGGUGAUAAAAUGAAUUUGGCAUCUUACCUGCUGAAACCCAUACAGAGAAUGAGCAAAUACGCACUCCUUUUGAAAGAUCUCAUCAAGGAAUGUUCAGCAGGACAAGAACAAGAGCUUGAAGCUCUCUGUGCAGCUGAAGAAAUGGUCAAAUUUCAGCUUCGCCAUGGGAAUGAUUUGCUUGCAAUGGAUGCCAUCAGAGGAUGUGAUGUCAAUCUGAAAGAACAAGGACAACUGAGAUGUCAAGAUGAGUUUACUGUGUACUGUGGCAGAAAGAAGUAUUUGAGGCAUCUCUUCCUUUUUGAAGACCUCAUCUUGUUUAGUAAAACAAAAAAGAUUGAUGGGGGAUAUGACAUUUACAUGUAUAAACAGUCAUUUAAGACAGCUGAGAUUGGAAUGACAGAGAAUGUUGGAGAUAGUGGAUUGAGAUUUGAAAUCUGGUUUCGAAGGAGAAGAAAAUCCCAGGACACCUACAUCCUUCAGGCUAACUCAGCAGAAAUAAAAAAUGCAUGGACAGAUAUCAUAGGAAAGAUUCUUUGGAGACAAGCCUUGAGAAACCGAGAACUCCGAAUGCAAGAAAUGGUGUCUAUGGGCAUAGGGAAUAAACCAUUCAUGGACAUCAAGCCAAGUGAGGCAGCUAUAAGUGAUCGUGCUAUAGACUUUAUCAUGAAGAGAACAGAAUCAAGGACUCGUGCCUCUAUAGCUGUUUCUUCAUUUGACCACUCUACACCAUUCAAGAGGCCUCAUUCCACGAUCUCAAACAGCAGUACAUCUUCCUCUAGCAGCCAGUCCUCCUCUUCCAUCCUGGGGUCACUCAACCUGCAUGUAUAUUCUGCUGCAUCUCAUCUUGGCUUAGUACGGCCACCAAUCAACCACUGGUCAUAUGAUGUAAGACCCUGUAUUGAAGAAGAUGAGUUGGAACAAGAAGUUGGAAGCCAGCCCUCAGUGGAGAGUUCUGAAUCAUCCCAGGACACAUCAAGAGAGAGGACAAGCAGUUUCAGCAGCUCUGUCCACUCUGAGUUCUCCCCAGCCCUUACCAAGGCAUUUCUGGAUGAAGGAUCCAAGCUUUCAUCAGAAUGCAGAUCGCCUUCUCUCUCAGAGAAGAAUCCUAGGUCAACACCCAACACAGAGUAUAUCACAGCGACUCACUCUCAAACACAGACCCACAGUGUAGACCGAGGUAGUGAAGCUUUUUUCUGAGCAAUUCCAGAUAUUUUGGAGCCUAAGCUUAUCCUUCCUUUCAUAAGCAAGCUGUGCUUCAACACUUAUCAAGAUACUUCUGAAUUAUGAGAUGUGCUUUCUUAUUCUCUAGGACAAUUCAUGAUAAGCACUACUGAAACUUGGACCACAUAACACCAACGUCACUGGUUCCAGGUGUUCUUCUAUUCUUUUGAGAAUGAAAUACGAGUGCUUACUUGUAUAAAAUAAAUAUGGUUUUCUCUCCCCAUAUUUACGUUUUUGUAUAGUUGGUAAGAUAUAGAUAUUACUGUAUUUUUGUAAAUUCAGAAAACAUGAUGUAUACAUAUUGAAAUGUAUAAAUUGUGCUGACCGUAUUUGUAAAUAUUUUUUGUCCUGUAUUAUAAAUUUUUCAAUACAGAUUUUAAAAGAAGUUUGCUAGCAUUCUGGAAUAUGGGGAUUUUUCUAGAUGGGAAGCAAUGAAAUAAGCUUCUGUAAGUUAUCAAACAUUAUCAAAGCAAGCCUUUGAAAAUUAUUGUGCCUUAGCAAGUGUGUUUUCUAAAUACCUCAUAAUCACACCAGUUGGCUCUUGGUUGCAGACAGCACUUCACUCUGGGCACAUUGGGGAAAAGGUGAAUCCCUGUGAAACUUGUGUGAUCAUAUAACAUGGUGACUUUUUUAGAAUUCAACCUGCUUUAGAAACCUAUUUUUCUCAUUUUUUUUCUUAUGUGAAGAACAGCCUUGAAAGUGAGAGGGAUGACUAAUUUUUCUCAAAGUUAAGAAAAAGUUUCUUUCUUUUCUUGUGCCUAGUAAAAAGAGACUGAAAAUAAUUGAAACAGUGAAUAUAAGUUCUCCAAAAACAAUGCAUCAGUCCUUUAUAGCCUUAGAAAAGGAUCCAGAAUAAUACCCUUCAGUAAUGCAGAACCCCACUGUUGCCCAUAAAACCUCAUAAAACUGGCAACAUUUUUCAACUGAGCUUUUUCAAGGUUUGCUAACAUAGAGGUCUAUGCUGCUUAGACCAGAAGCUUGGUCAGUUGCCUCUGUUUCCCCAUCAGGGACAUACAAAUCUAAGCUUGGAAAAUUUAAUGUGGGAUUAUAGACUCUCUUAGAAUAUGCCUGUUUUCUUAAGGCCUGCCACAUAUACUGAGAAUGUUUAAUUUACAUAGAGGUAAAUAUUUUGAUAAUAUGCUUUUUUAGCUUCUCUUAGUCAAACAUCACAAUGUAUAAUUUUUUUAAAAAAGAAACAAUAAAAUUUUUUAGUAUUGUA